Messenger RNA from Clarias gariepinus (North African catfish), 1014 nucleotides. RefSeq names its product CMRF35-like molecule 6. NCBI's taxonomy places the organism in Eukaryota, Metazoa, Chordata, Actinopteri, Siluriformes, Clariidae. The transcript has 8 exons. The record is from RefSeq and is a predicted model, not a curated record.
AUGGAGAUGGUCCUCAUCUUCACCUUCUGCCUGAUUCUAGCUGGUACUGAUGCUGUAACUACAGUAACUGGAUACAGAGGACGAUCAGUUCAGAUUAAAUGUCCCUACACAUCUGAAUAUGAAAAGAACAACAAGUUUCUCUGCAGAGGUAAAUGUCCAUCUGUGGGGAAUAGAGACAUUCCUGUUCAGUCUGGAUCUCCUGCUAAAGACUCCAGAUUCUCUCUGUAUGACGACACAACAGCCAAAGUCUUCACCGUCACCAUCACUGAUCUGAGACCAGAGGAUGAAGGAACUUACUGGUGUGGGAUAGAUCAGACAGGGCAUGAUAAAAUCACAGAGAUUCGACUGCUGGUUAAAACAGAUUUUCCUUCCAUCAGUACUGUCUCACACACCACACACUCCACAUAUACCACAGAUGACACAUACACCACCCACACCACACACUCCACUUCAACACACUCCAUGAGUCCAUCAGUAAAUGCUAAGAACACACCCUCAACAACAGCUAAUCCACUAAAUAAUAUUAUCCAACCAAACUCCACCCCCUCAUCUCAGGGAUUUCCAACAUCCAUUCUCAUCAUUACUGUGUCUGUGGUUCUGGUGCUGAUUCUCUUUGCUCUUAUAUUGACUGUCACACUACAGAGAAAGAAGAAGACUCGAGUGUCCUCUCAAUCUCCAACCCAGCCUCCACAAAGCUCCACAAACCAUCAUGUGGUUCGGAAUCCUGAUUAUGUUUAUGAGGAGAUUGAAGACAGCAAAAACAUUUCAAACACACUUUACUUCACUGUUUUGCCCCCCUCAAUACCCACCAAAAUUUAUUCCAACACAGGAUUACCCACAGUUCCCUCUGAUCACGUAGAUUCCAUUUAUUCUACAGUAGAUCACCCAUCAGAUUCUCCUGAUCAGGACAUCUACUCCACAGCGCAAUGACCCACAAUUCUCUCUGACACAUCACCCAGUGCUGCUCCACUAUCAGGUCGAGCACAUCGAACAAAACAAGAACAUCUCAAGUGA